Messenger RNA from Bombina bombina (fire-bellied toad), 2286 nucleotides. It is a transcript of the gene FBXL5, whose product is annotated as F-box and leucine rich repeat protein 5. The record is from RefSeq and is a predicted model, not a curated record. Gene Ontology annotation, cellular component: SCF ubiquitin ligase complex. Gene Ontology annotation, molecular function: protein binding. Gene Ontology annotation, biological process: SCF-dependent proteasomal ubiquitin-dependent protein catabolic process; intracellular iron ion homeostasis. Lineage: Eukaryota; Metazoa; Chordata; Amphibia; Anura; Bombinatoridae.
UUAGGCCGUAGUUGCGCAGUUGUUAUGAGGAGGAGGGUUGUUGUUUAUUGACGUUUGGUGUAAGCCUGGUGGCAGCUUUUAUACCUGUGCAACGAUCGCUUUAUGGAGAGGUCGAGAUGGCGCCUUUCCCGGAUGAAGUGGACGUGUUCACGGCCCCGCACUGGCGGAUGAAACAGUUGGUUGGACGCUACUCUGAAAAGCUUUCCAAGACCAAUUUUUCCAACAAUAAUGAACUUCCGUGCUUUAACUGCAAUCCCUUGUAUGAAACAUUCAAUGAAUUCAAAAUGCAUGAGCAGAUCGAAAAUGAGUACAUUAUUGGCUUACUUCAGCAACGCAGUCAGACCGUGUACAAUGUGCAUUCAGACAACAAACUGUCAGAAAUGCUUGUUUUAUUUGAGAAGGCGAUGAAGAAUAUAAAGAAUGAAUAUGAACAGCUAAAUUAUGCAAAGCAACUGAAGGAACGGCUAGAAGCAUUUACCAGUGACUUCCUUCCCCACAUGAAGGAAGAAGAAGAGGUAUUUCAGCCAAUGUUGAUGGAAUAUUUCACUUAUGAUGAGCUGAAAGAUAUAAAAAAGACGGUGAUUGCUCAGCACUGCUCGCAGAAAGAUCCUGUUGAACUUCUUAAAGGUCUCAGCCUCCUAAAUCGUGCUGAUGAGCUUCAAAAAGUACUUAAGUAUUCCGUAGAUGAGAAAGCAGACAAAGAAACAAAGGUGCAGCCCCCCGGUACCCCAAUUUCCCAGCUCCCUCCAGAAGUAAUGCUGAACAUUUUUAGUUACCUUAACCCACAGGACCUGUGUCGCUGUAGUCAAGUAAACACUAAAUGGGCACAGCUUGCAAAAACUGGAUCUCUGUGGAAACACAUUUAUCCUGUUUUUUGGGCUAGAGGAAACUGGUACAAUGGGCCCCCAACUCACCUAGACACUGAGCCUGAUGAGGAUUGGGUUUCAAGCAGAAAGGAUGAAAGUCGUGCAUUCCAGGAAUGGGAUGAAGAUGCAGAUAUAGAUGAAUCUGAAAAUGCAGAAGUUCAGUCUUCCUCAAUCAGUGUUGCACAGAGAGAAAAAGUAUUAUUGCACGGCUUAGUUCAUAAUAUUCUUCCUUAUGUGGGCCAUUCCGUGAAAACUCUUGUUCUUGCAUACAGCUCUGCUGUCAGCAACAAAAUGAUUCGUCAUAUGCUUGCAUUUUGUCCCAAUUUGGAACAUUUGGAUCUUACUCAGACAGAUAUUACAGACUCUGCAUUUGAUGGGUGGUCUUAUGGUGACUCCCAGUGCCUGCGCCGUAUUGAUUUGUCUGGUUGUGACAAAUUAACAGACUUGACUUUAGAGCGAAUGUCAAAAGCACUAAAUGUGCUCUCCUAUUGCAAGAGGAGCUUUUUUAAAUGUUGCCGAAACAACAAAAAUCUAAAAUCUUGGACAAGCAAAGACAUAAACAAUACUGUGCAAUGCAACGGUUUGUGUGGAUUUUUUUCUGAGGAACAGUGGAUGAACCCCAAUAUCAUUUGGCUUCUUGAUUCUGAAGACCUGGCAGAUAUCGAAGAUGCAGCUGAAUGGAAAUAUAAAUAUACUGACUGUGUUUAUGGUUUGCCCCCCAGUCUUAAUUCUUUAAGUUCUGGUUGCUGCAGCAAGGGAAAGCCUGCAAUGAGGACUAGUUUCAGCUGGCAGAAACACUGCAGGGCUCCUGCUUUUACUUAUUGUGGACAUUCAUUCUGUUCUACUGGAACAAAACUAAGGACUAUACAAGCACUCCCAGGCUCCUCUUCACUGCGCAGUAUGAGGAAGACUCCACAGUUUUUCUCUGGGAGUGCAAAAUAUGAACAAUCAACACGUGUUUUACAGUUCCUUAGUCUUUCUGGAUGUCAUCAGAUCACAGACCAUGGCCUUAGGGCAUUGACUCUGGGUGGAGGAUUACCUUACUUGGAACACCUAAAUCUUUCUGGAUGUCUUAUUGUGACUGGUUCAGGUCUCCAGGAUUUGGUUGCAGCAUGUCCUUCCCUUAACGAUGAACACUUCUACUAUUGUGACAACAUUAAUGGUCCUCAUGCUGAUACAGCUAGUGGAUGCCAGAACCUGCAGUGUGGUUUUAGGGUGUGUUGCCGAUCAGGAGAAUGAGUCCCGAUAUGCUAAAUUCAAACCUUCAUUCAUCUGAGCAGCCAUUCUUUUGUGCACUUUACCCUUUAAACACAUGUUGUGUGCUAGUCCCAGUGGAGUUUUCCUUACAUGCAGUGUACAUCUGACUUAAAGAUAUUGUCAAUUGUAGGAACUUUUUCGCUUAAUAAAACUUUGUUUGAAA